GUGGCUGUGGGUGAGCUUACAAUUUCACUAGAAUUGCGCACGUCUUCGAAAGUAACUACACAAAGGGGGGUUUAGAUAGAGGACAAAGGUCGAUGGGCUGGCCAUUUCAUUCAUUGAGAUCCUCCGACGCGGACAGAGUUGAGGAAGCUAAUAGAGCCAUAGCCGCAAUAUUUUCUCCCAGUCAUGCUACCCUUCCCGAUAGCACUGUCAAAGAUCUCUCCCCGAAAGGCAGCUCUGUUUGUCAGGAGACCACACAAGAGCGCCGAGGUGAUUCCCGCGUUGGCACGCUUUGGUUGACAUCUCCGCAGGACUCAGGGGUAUCUUGUCUAAAGGAGGGACCAAAGACGGUAGAAAUGAGGGGCUCAGAUUUUCGUUCAUCGUGGAUGUCUAGCCUGUUCAAGUAUCAGGAGUUUUUUUCCAAAAAAAAGUCUCAAUCUGUGGAUUCCUCUCAUUCACUUGGGGUUAGCAGUAGUCUUGCAUGUGAUGGCACCAACAACAAAUUAGAUGUUGACCCGCCUGGGCAAGCAUGUGAAGUAGUUGAAAAAGAGACAAACAAAUUGACGCUCGAUGAAUUGCCACCGUGCCCAAUUGCAGGUUACCAACUCGACAGAAAGCGAGGCCUCGUGGAUAUUUAUAAGUCUCCACCACAUGCACUUUCCAUAAAAGAAUUGCAUUUGCUGAUUAUCGAGCUUUCCAGCAUCGAGCAGCGAUCCAAGAACAUGGUAGACUAUCAGUUUGGACCACAGAUGAAUAGUCGAGGACUACGCGGUAUGGAGUUGCUUAUUAACCCAUGUAUAUUGCUCACGGGUUUGUAUUUCAUGACUUGGCGUGCUGCGAGACUUUGGCAGAGUGCCUUACCACGAAACUCUUUCCUUCUGAACGGCUGGUUGAAGCUCUUAUGCUGGCAUGUACCGGCAGAGAAACAGGAGAGUCUCGCACGCCAGCAUCGUCGUCUUAUGCAAGCCACCAAUGCACAUGUUUCAUUCUCCUUUAUCGUAGGACUUUUCAUGGUUAGUGUGUCGUGGAUCACCUGGCCAUCUUUAAAUGUGAUGGAAACGUCGCCUGAGAUAGUUGUGGGGAAGCAGAAUGUUGCCUAUCAACAGCAUUCGUCAGCUUCACUGAAGUGGUUAUGGUUUGUGUACUACAAUCACCCGGUUUAUGCUCCGCAGGCCGUAAGCGUGCUGACACCCAAGCUAUUGCAGUAA
Molecule: messenger RNA, 1205 nt
Organism: Phytomonas sp. EM1
Lineage: Eukaryota; Euglenozoa; Kinetoplastea; Trypanosomatida; Trypanosomatidae
Source: the annotation of a GenBank genome assembly